Molecule: messenger RNA, 600 nt
Organism: Argiope bruennichi
Lineage: Eukaryota; Metazoa; Arthropoda; Arachnida; Araneae; Araneidae
Product: cuticle protein 16.8-like
Exons: 2
Coding region: 1-600 (199 amino acids)
Cellular component (GO): chitin-based extracellular matrix
Molecular function (GO): structural constituent of chitin-based larval cuticle
Source: RefSeq, a predicted model, not a curated record
AUGUUUGCUCUAGCCUUUAUUGCCUGCUUUGCUCUGGCCAGUGCCAUGGGUGGCCAUGAAAUUCAUCACCCCCAACCUUACAAAUUCGGUUACGCCGUUAAGGACCAUCAUGGAGAACAACACAGAGAAGAAUCCGGCGAUGGAGUCGGAUCAGUUGUUGGAAACUAUGGAUUCACUGAUGACAGAGGAAUUGCCCGUCAAGUCAACUACGUAGCUGACCAUGCCGGUUUCCGAGCUCAAGUGAAGACCAACGAACCUGGAACCGCCAAUCAAAACCCCGCUGCUGUUCAAAUGAUCUCCAACGACCCAUAUGCCCGUGGUGCAGCUGAACCUUUCCUCUCUCAGCCAACUGGUAUAGCUGUUGCACCAGCUGUCUAUGGAUUGAAUGCUGGAUAUGCAGGUCUUGGAUAUGGUGGUUAUGGACUCGGAUACAAUGGCCUCGGAUAUGGAGGUUAUGGACUCGGAUACAAUGGCUACGGAGGUGCCUUGGGAUACAGUGGUCUUUUGGGAGGUUAUGGAGGUGUAGUCAACUAUGGAGCACCCUUGGUUGGUGGAGCUAUCAGAGGUUAUGAUAGCCGAUUCGUUAGAUUGAGCCUGUAA